This is a messenger RNA of Diaporthe citri, 1566 nucleotides long. RefSeq lists its product as uncharacterized. Lineage: Eukaryota; Fungi; Ascomycota; Sordariomycetes; Diaporthales; Diaporthaceae. The record is from RefSeq and is a predicted model, not a curated record. The transcript has 9 exons. Bases 1 to 1566 code for a protein of 521 amino acids.
AUGUCACUGGCAUCACCUUUAUCAGUAGGGGACGCGAUUCUGCUGGGCAAAAUUGCUUACGAAGUGGGAAAGGCGUUCUCCUCGGGCGCCAAGUCGGCUCCCGCCGAAUUUACAGAGGUUCAGAGCCUGCUUUUCUCUAUGGGCGAUGCACUUGAUCUGGUCAGCAAGACCUUCAGGGGACGGACUGAACAGGACGUCCAAGAGGAGACAGCUGCCAAACUUGAUGGGAUCCUAGAAAACUCUCAGACCGUCUUGAAGUCACUGGAACAUUUCGUCGACAAGUACUCCGUGCUAGAAGCCUCUCAGGCUUCGAUUUCAGGAGCCAAUAGUGCGAGGGUGUGGAAGAGGGAGAUUUUAAAGAACUUCAAAAAGGUGGCAUGGACAGCAGAGGGUGAGGGUAUUGUCAAACUCAAGCAGACGCUGACCGCACAUGUUCAAGCCCUAAACUUGGCAGUGGCCGCUAUGAAUGGAAAGAAACAGGCAAUCAUGCACGAAGAUGUGUCUGACACACGAGAACAUGCCCAGGAUAUGCGGAUCAAGAUUGAUGAAAUCCACGCGUGGUACGAAGAAAACCUCAAACUUAACCCACAGUCACAUGAUAGUCCUCGUCACAACAGGCGCUCGUCUCACGACGCUGGUAGCUUUGCGCUCUAUGAGGAGCGCGGAAAUGUGCGGGUGCUCGUCGAGCGCCAGCUCUCACAAUUUGCCGCACACCCUAAUUCAAUCAAAUACACUGCCAAAUUGCUGAACGUGGUGUUCCGUACCACCAGCGGAGCCUUCACCGUUGGCCGCCUCAGUUCAAUACAAGUUCUACAAUAUGGGACCACUUGGCAUCCCGACCGCCUGGUUGAGCCGGCGCCUGCGCAGUUCCUUCCACAAGCACAUGUCAACAUGGUUCUGAACUGUCUGUCGGACGACCCUCAAGCACAGAAAUGCUUCACAGUCAGAGUGAACCAAGACACGAAUGUCUCUGUAAUGGAAAGCCCGAGAUAUGUCGCAAUUGAAGAUGCAAUAUGCUUUCAGGAGAUCAUAAACGCAGGGUCUCAGGGCUCUUCCCCUUCUGACCCAGUCGAAUGCUCUAAGAUCACGUUGGAAUUCUCAGACUCAGCAGACGCACAGGAAUUUCUUGCCGAUCUAAAAGACGCCAAGCAGAAGCUUCGGAUGCAGUACCUGCAGCAAGUGAGAUGGGGGGAUAAGCUCAUCGGCCAACUGGACCUGCCUGGCGAGCUUAUAAUUCGCAAUCUUGUUUUACAGAGCGUCCAGCUCAAGGUCAUCCUAGAUCAGGUGACCGGUGUGUUUCGAAUGGCACUCGUGCGCCGUGAUCACUCGGCCUGUGUUACUUUCGAAUUACCACCGAAUUUUCUUGACGACCUUGCAGCCGGCAAGGAGUCGGGGUAUGAGGAUCAUCCUGCCUGGUUCAUGGACAUUGGCAAAGAUCGAAUUACUAUCAUCAAGCAAGAAUCAGGCAUGGAUCCCCUUGUCGCGCUGUCUAAGGCCUUUCAGGACUCCAAGAAGGGGAAGAAUGAUCAAAUUGAGAUCGAUGACAUGCUGCCUGAUUCAGAUUAA